AGACAAGAAUAGUUGUUUAGUCGUCACAAAUAUUUAAAGUGCAUCUUGAAAUUUAUAUUACAUAAACAUAGGCUUAAUGUUUUGUUGAAAAUAAUGACAUUCUAUCUUCUUAAGACCAUUUAAAUGGUUUAUUUUUGGCGCGAAUUCAGAUUAUUUGUGAAAUACAUGUGCAACUCAGAGGUCACCACAAUCAUAAAUCAGUCCAUAUUGAAAUGACUACAAUUCAGUGUAAUGUACACUAUUUUAAGAUUUUAUAACCUCUAGAAAUAUGAGUAAUGAAAAUAAACAUAAGCUAUUUUGUUGUGAUCAUAAUAAAAACAGAUAAGAAAUGGAUCACGAAGAAGAAUUUCUUAAUACAUUUUUUGCUCAAGUUGCUCAAUUGUGUACUGACAAAGCUAAAGAAUUAGUUGAAAAGGAACGUGGAUCAUGUCGUCAAACACAAAUGGGCCCAUGGGGAAUGCUACUUAUGCAUUUACCACAAAUAGCAGUAGCAGAACAUUCAUAUGCAGAUCUAGGUUUCCUCCAUACUAAAAAUAAAGGAUUUUUGCGGAAAGAUAACUCAUUAAGAACAGUAUAUGAAUCUUUGAAAUCUGAUCUAAAAAGGGUAGAGGAAAUGACCAGAGGAACCAAUUCAAUUGGUGCAACAGUUGCUGAGGUUUCUAAUCAACUGUGUCAAUAUAUUACUGCGAAAAUACAACUGAUAGAUUUUUAUGAAAAAAUGUACAAUAUGAGUAUCAAUAGCAAAACUAUGAAAUAUCAGGAAUUAUUACAAUGCAUUGAAGGAAUAGUAGAAAUUCAUUCCUUGUCUUGUUCGCAUCUAGCACUAACUGCUAUUAAAGCAAGUUUAACUUUAGAGUGCGAAAUAUUAGUGCAAUUAACAAAGGCACAAGUUGAACUUCAACAUUGGAGAUUUUUAUCAACAUUAAUGGCUCUGUAUGGUGCACAGACAAGAAUGUCAGCUUGGGAGAGAACUUUACAAAGUAAAGAGUCAUGGAAACUGGGUUUCAGUGCCUCAUUUUUAAAAGCAAAUCAACAACCAGCAUUGUAUCAAUGGUUAGUGAAACUACGUAGUAGCAUAUUAGCUAAGUGCUCUUUAUAUUUUCAUACUACUUUAAGUCAGCAGGCUAGUCCAGGAGAAAUGAGAAGUAUCAUGAGCAAGCAAAAUGUGGACUACUACCAUAAAAUACAAAGCUUUCAACGUAAACACGACGUCCUCGCAGUCUUAAUAAUAUUUGACUCUAGGGGAGUAGAAGAUGCAGGUCUGGGUUACAGACAUCCACGUAGAGAACCAAAUACUUCUGAACAAUUUCCUGUUGUUCUUAGUUGUCCUAGCGUAUUUGUACAAAAGCCAUCAAUUCACUUAGAUCACAUACAAAAACGAAUUAAAGAACGACAUACGGAACUUCUUGCUAUGGAUAAGAUUAUAUAUUAUAAAAAUGUAAAAGAUAUAUGUACAUAUGCCAUGUAUAAUACCGAUCUUAGAAUGACUUUAGUCACUGUAUUUGAAAGUGGUAAACAAAAAGACAAAGAAGCUCACAUAGCAUCAUUUAUGACAGACUUAUGUGUGCAAAUUAGAUGUAAUAAAAUAUAUGAGUUGUUAAAAUUAUCAAAAUGAGGAAUCACAUAUAUACGUAUAAAAAUGUUAAAAUACCACCAAAGAUUAUAAGGAGAAAAAGAAUCAAAAGUUAUUUA
This is a messenger RNA of Bombus pyrosoma, 1692 nucleotides long. Its product is annotated as KICSTOR subunit 2-like. Gene Ontology annotation, biological process: protein localization to lysosome; cellular response to glucose starvation; cellular response to amino acid starvation. The coding region runs from base 329 to 1615 and encodes 428 amino acids. The transcript is spliced from 9 exons. The record is from RefSeq and is a predicted model, not a curated record. NCBI's taxonomy places the organism in Eukaryota, Metazoa, Arthropoda, Insecta, Hymenoptera, Apidae. Gene Ontology annotation, cellular component: KICSTOR complex.